AGUCAGAAAUCGAAAAUUAACCGGUUGCUUGGAGUUAUUUUAAGGAAAACUGGAGAAAUUGGCUUCAAUUUCCUUUUGAAAAUUUUGAUACACAUUUAUAUGCUGAGGUUAGUCAAGCAGUUUGUGUUUUUCAACUGCAAUCUGACUGGUGAAUAAUUGAAUAUCUUCUGAACCAUUAGUCAUUGGAACCAAGCUUCUUGGAAACGAAUGCGUGGGAAUUUCUAAUGUUUUACAAAUGUUAUAUGGUUGAAGAAAAGCCCAUGUGUGGGCACGAUGUGGCUCUUAUGCAAAUUUAAUAGCCGCGUGUCCAAGAGACAUUUCACAAGCGACAAGUGAGGAAAUAUCCCGUAUCAAGGUGUAGAUGACAUGUGUCAGCUGUGAUGUUUUAGAGUACAAAGUUCUCAAGCAGCACACUUGUUUUGAAAUUCUUGCUAUCGCCGCUCAAUCUUGUUCCCAGAGGACACAAGGAAAGGCGCAUCGAUGUUCAACCUCGAGGAAUCAAGACCGCCGGUUCAAUUCGGCAGAAUUUCUCCACGGACGAAGAUUACGUCACUAGCACAGCUUCGUAAAGGGGAUCAUGUCAUGGAAGAAAGUGCUUUCGGCUACUGGCAUCACUUUAUCGUUGAAAAAGUUAAGCCAAAUUUUGCGUGGGUCAUUCACAAGACUGGUGAUAUGGAGAUCGGUUUGCGAUCUAUCGGUGAAAGCAACCCUACGGGCAAAGCUGAAGUCGUAAGGACUAAAUUUCUUCUCGAACCAGAGCAAGUAGUAUACCGGAUAGAAUACCCCCCUGCGGAUAACGUGGACGGGGAAGUGGUGUUCUCCUCGGAUGAGGUGGUCCGUCGGGCGAGAAAGCGAAUGGGAGAGCGCGAUUACAACGCGUUUACAAGUAACUGUGAGCACUUUUGCCGAGAAUGCAAAGCCGGUAAGCCAGAAAGCUAUCAAGCUUAUGAUGUGCUGUGGACAAUCGGAAGACUGUUGUUAGUAAUCCUCCAGAGCCUAUUUGGGGGAGUUGUGUUCGUUGUUGCUACAGCUACGGGAUUAAUAGCUCAGACAUCAAUGUUACUUAUCGGACACGCUGUGGGUGUCUUAGUGGGACUCAUUCAGGAUGCUGUAUGGAUUGCUUUUGUGGUCCUAACGGCUGAUCAUGCAAGAAGCAAAGGUCAUGUGACACCUGUGGAUGCUGAAAAGAUCAAAGCCAAAAGAGUGACACCCAUUGUGUCAGGAUUUGUGGGAGGAGUGGGAGGGGCAGCAUUAGGCUAUUACUAUUUUCCGGGGAUUGGAAGUGUCAUAGGGGCUGUUGUUGGAAACUUUCUAUGUCAAGCUUUAGGUCUUUUGGUGGGCCGCUGGGUUUCAACACUAUUAAAGUAAAAAACAUGUACCAAGGUUAUUAAUAGUAGAAUUACCAGUAAUAGGCCCUUUGCAUGAUCUGGUCACAUGGUACAAAAUCACACAUGCUGGUGAGCAAGUCGUGC
Orbicella faveolata is the source of this 1472-nucleotide messenger RNA. RefSeq lists its product as uncharacterized. NCBI's taxonomy places the organism in Eukaryota, Metazoa, Cnidaria, Anthozoa, Scleractinia, Merulinidae. The record is from RefSeq and is a predicted model, not a curated record.